AUGAGCGCCGCUCCUAGCUUGGAAGAUACUCCGCCAGUAUCUACGUCCCCGUCACUGGUCGCCACGACUUCGCCUGCGCGGACGCCAGCUGCUGGGCCGCCUUCGGCCUCGUCGCCGGAUCCAGCCACGGCACUACCAGCGGCUUCGACCCUACCUCCUGUGACUGCUCCGUUCUCCCCGCCUCCUUCCGUUGUCGCAACAUCGGCGCAGUCGCUAGCAGCCCUCGCCACGCAUCAUCACCAGCAGCAUCACGAGAAGCAACAUCAUCAGCAGCAGCCACACCAACGCCAUGCUGAGCCGCCCACGAUUCUCCCGCGCCCCGGCGAGCUGUCACCUACUAGGCAUGUGACGCCCGCGCCGACCACAGUCCACGCAGGGCCCGCCAGCGUCCACACACCACCAGCACCUUACUACGUGCAGGCUACGUCGCCGCCGCCCCCGAGGCAGACCACGAGCUCCUCCGCAUCUACUCAGGCCACCAGCGCCACAAUUGGUUCCGCAGAGACCAACAACACAUCGUACAGUGCCGACACCUCUCCUACCUUGCACCAAUCUAUCUUCUCCCUCAAGGAUGGCUCCGACGUCUCUAACAACCGGCGAACCAGCAGGAGACGUACCGGACCACUUUCCCAACAGAGCCGCGAAAAGGCCGCCCUGAUUCGAAAGCUUGGCGCUUGCAAAGACUGUCGACGACGACGCGUUGCCUGUCAACCGGCCCACUACAAUUUGACGUGGGACGAUCUCUACCGAAGAUUCAACCGGUCCAGCAGCCCUAAUGUCCAGGACAUUGCGCCAUCGACCUCUGGCGAGAGGCCACAGAGCCCUUUGCAGGCCCAUGAGGGUGCGGUCCCAGCCAUGUUCGCACACGAACCCCAGGAGAUGGACAUUGAUACGCCCCCUCACGCCAGCACCAGCAUGGGUCGUUCUCCUCUCAGCGACGCCCGCAACAGGACGCCCCUACCCUCAGGGCCACGCCUGGAAAAGUCACUGUCACUGCCACGGAUCGAGAACCUCAAGAACGAGCUCCAGUCGCACGCGGCCCGGAUGUUGUCCACAGCGAGCCGGAGCCGGUAUACUUCAGUCCACGCGCUGCUGUUGCAUUGGCAGGAUGAUGACAACGCAGCCGCUGUUGGAGGCGCUGUGAGGAAUUUGGCGCAUGUCCUCGAAUACAGCUAUCGUUACUCUGUGAAAGUGAAGCCGAUUCCCUCGUCGAGUGAUGGCUCAAGAAACGCGUGGAGAUGGCUCUCGAGAGAACUGAACGAGUUCUGUGAGCAAAAUGACCAGCGGGAUGUGCUGAAGAUUGUCUACUAUGCAGGCCAUACCUAUCUCGAGGGAGAAACGGUCUUGUCAAGCUCGAAGAAGGACCUUGCAAACGCUACGACAGUGCGAUGGAACGGAUUGCAGCAAAUACUCGAAGUGGCGUCAGCGGAUACUUUGGUGGUGAUGGACGCUGCGUACUUCCCCUCGUCCAAAUUAGAUCGCAGGACGGGUGUGCUGGAGCUCAUCGCGGCCGCCAUGUCAGAGGACCACCACGAGGCCCUGGACACGACCGCGUUCACCGUCGCCCUGACAGAGUUGCUGCGAGUGAGGGCGGGCAAGGAGAGCCCACUGACAGCAGCAGAGGCGCACUCGAUCCUCUUCUCCAGCUACAGCCGGAUGGUGCGGGAUCGUGUGCCAGAGCAGGAGGUUGUGACCCGAUUUCCCGCCCCGCUGCAUAUCAUGGCGUCCGGAAACCCACGCCUGCCCUCGAUCUAUCUCGUACCGACAGAACAGAGCAGCUUGUCACGAAGCACUGUGCACGACGACUGUCCGCUGCUGCACAUGUCGGUCCGCCUCGCCGAUGACAAUGUGGACCUGGAUGCCUGGAACGAGUGGUUGCGGCUGAUGCCAGACAGCGUUCGGGACGUCAAGGUGGAAGGGCCUUACAGAUCUCACAGAUGA
This is a messenger RNA of Emericellopsis atlantica, 1941 nucleotides long. RefSeq lists its product as uncharacterized. Bases 1 to 1941 code for a protein of 646 amino acids. The transcript has 3 exons. The record is from RefSeq and is a predicted model, not a curated record. NCBI's taxonomy places the organism in Eukaryota, Fungi, Ascomycota, Sordariomycetes, Hypocreales, Bionectriaceae.